UAAGAAAYCGUCGUAGUGGCAUCUUUUGUGCAUUUUUAAGCUUCUUUUCUUUACCUGUUUGCAAUAUAUUGAAAAAAAAACAGGACAUAUGUCUAACUUUAAAACACAACUUGAUUUAGUAAGCUUGUUAUUUAGGGAAAAAAGGAGCUGUCUCUCCGAGCUGUAAAGCAGAGUGCCGUAUUACGGUAGAUGGAUGUUGUUAUGAGGAGUUGCAACUGUAGAAGGAUGUUCAUAUUAAAAAUAAGCCAUUUGGCGUUUUUGUUWCUUAUCUUUGGACACUAUACCACGUUUGCUCUUCAGGAUGUCACAGCUGAGCUUUUCAGGAGCGAAAAUUAUGGCACGGUGGCGGCYUUUGGUGACCUUAACUCGGAUAAACAGACUGACAUCUUCAUCAUCAGAGAGCAGUCUGAGUUGGUGAUUUUCUUGGCUGACUCCACCUCUCCUUACUUUAAGCCCAAAGUUCACAUCUUAAAGGACAAUUUGCCAAAGGGCACAGUUAUCACCAGUGUAGUUCCUGGAGAUUAUGAUGGAGAUUCUCAGAUGGAUGUCCUCCUGACAGCGAACAUCAACGCCAAUGAGCAAACAACAGUGCUCAUCUUUUGGGGGAACAACCAGACAUUAGAUACGAGUGUUUGGCUCCAGCUGAAUAAGACCUUCACAGAUCAGCCUCUUGUUAUGGAUUUUGAUGGAGACAUGAUCCCAGACGUUUUUGGUGCUGUCAGUCUCACAUCAACUGAAAUUUGCCAUCUUAAGAAAAGGAGCCCGGAGUGUCUGAAAGCACUGAAUGCAUCUGUCAAAAUGCGCACUCCUCAUUCUAAUGCAUUCAUUGACCUCAACAAGGACUUUACUGCUGAUUUGUUCUUGACAACUGAGGAAAAUAAGUUUGAGACAUGGCUCAAUAAGGAUGGGACCUUCACCAAAGCUCACAUCAUUCCAGCACCACCUGUAAAGACUGUUGGGCAGUCCUCCUUUGUUGACUUUGAUGGCGAUGGCUAUCAGGACCACCUCCUCCCUGCCUGUUCAGAUGACGCCUGUCAACAGAGCACCAUCUUCCUCGCCAAGCCAGGCUCAGAACAGUGGCAACCCAUCCUGUCAGACUUUAGGCAGAAGGAAACACUUUGGGGCUUUGUGCCAGGAACCAUCAAGCAACCUCUGGUCUUGCACCUUGGAGACUACAACCUGGAUGGUUUCCCUGAUGCCCUAGUGAUCCUUAAGAACACAAGCAACAGCGAACAGCGGGCCUUCCUGUUGGAGAACGUUCCCUGUAACAACCCCAGCUGUGUCGGUAUUGGACGAAUGUUCCACAUCCAUUGGGACCAGUCAGACUUGGGAGCAAUCAAGAAUGCUUUCAUUGCAACUUUCUUUGACAUCUAUGAGGAUGGAAUAUUAGACAUGAUUGUCCUGAGCCAGGCAGACAACCAAAAGGACUUGAUGAUCCACGCUUUGAAGAACAAUUUUGAAGCUGAUGCUUAUUUUGUAAAAGUGAUGGUGCUCAGUGGCCUCUGCUCUAAUGCCUGCCCUGAAGAUGCCAAGCCUUUUGGUGUGAAUCAGCCUGGUCCCUACGUCAUGUACACCACAGUGGAUUCUAACGGCUACCUGAAAAACUCCUCAGCUGGUCAGUUGAGCCAGUCAGCUCAUUUCUCCCUGCAGCUGCCCUACACCGUGCUGGGGCUCGGACGCAGCGCUAACUUCCUGGAUCACCUGUUUGUUGGAAUUCCCAGGGAGGCUGGAGACACGAACAUCAGGAAGCAGGAGUGGACAGCCAUCAUUCCCAACUCGCAGCUUAUUGUCAUUCCGUUCCCUCACAAUAACCCACGCAACUGGAGUGCCAAGCUGUACCUCACUCCUAGCAACAGUGUGCUGCUGACAGCCAUCGCUCUGAUCGGAGUGUGCGUUUUUAUCCUCGUCAUUAUCGGCAUCCUCCACUGGAAAGAGAAGAAAGCAGACGACCGAGAGAAGAGACAGGAAGCCCACCGUUUCCAUUUUGAUGCCAUGUGAAGGAGCAGAACUGCAUGAUGGGAGAACAUCCUCCUCUCACUGCUUCCCUUUGCCAAUCAAACACCCUCUUCUUCUCUUCACACACUUUACAUUCAUUUACAGGGCCAAUAAUUAAUCCUCAUCUGCCACAUUUUUUUUGUUUGCUUUUCAUCCAUGAGUGAAAAGUGAAAUAUUUAUUUCAUCUUUUUAUUUUAGUGUUAGGAAUACAGAAGCAACAAACACCAGGAGGUUUAAAAAAGUUCAAAACAGUGAUUUUAUUUUUAUUUUUAUUUAUUCUGGUGGUGUAGGGACUGAUUGUUAUCUCUAUGGGUUUCAGUUUUAGUAGAGCAGUGUAACGAUAUGACAAGAACUCUUGUUGAAAAGUCAAACAU
Messenger RNA from Austrofundulus limnaeus, 2369 nucleotides. RefSeq names its product integrin alpha FG-GAP repeat containing 1 (gene itfg1). Gene Ontology annotation, cellular component: plasma membrane. The record is from RefSeq and is a predicted model, not a curated record. Lineage: Eukaryota; Metazoa; Chordata; Actinopteri; Cyprinodontiformes; Rivulidae.